Messenger RNA from Danaus chrysippus (African queen), 909 nucleotides. The record is from the annotation of a GenBank genome assembly. Lineage: Eukaryota; Metazoa; Arthropoda; Insecta; Lepidoptera; Nymphalidae.
AUGACUAGCGUGUACCUUCUGGGCGUUCUUCUAGUUCUUGGGUUGGUACAGGCCAAUCCUUUAACUGCUGACAAUGAUGUGGGAUUUAUUGAAGACAUCAGGGUUUCAAGUGCCAGAAUUGUCGGAGGUAUAGAAGCAGCGGAGGGACAGAUACCUUACCAAGUGCAUUUGAGAACCAUCCGAGCUGAUGGUGGAGUACUCGGUUGUGGAGGUUCAAUCAUACACAAUGAGUGGGUAUUAACAGCUGCUCAUUGCUUGGGCAGUUUUGUGAAGUUCUAUAUUCGUUUCGGUGUAAUCCAUUUGGACAAGCCUCAGCUAAUAUUGGAAGAAGAUGACUCCAACGCUUUUCUCUAUCCAACUUAUAUCGGCGACCUCAUUCAAGUCCAACCAAAUGAUAUUGGUCUUUUAAAAUUGAGCUCAAGCGUGACUUAUGGACCUACAAUUCAACCAAUUCGUUUGCAAAACUCAAAACAAAAGGACAUUGACUACACAGGCAAGAGAUUGAUUGUUAGCGGCUUCGGAUAUACCGACGAAUCCUGGAACGGCGACAGUUCUUCCGACGUCCUUCUUUGGACCUUUGUUCGAGGGUACAGCAAUCAAGACUGUGCCAGAAUUUACCGCUCAGUUAGAGAUUCAACCGUCUGUGCUGAAAGUUACAAUGCUACACAAUCUGCUUGUUACGGAGACAGUGGUGGUCCUUUGACUAAAAUCGACGAAGACGGCCGAGUAACGCAAAUAGGAGUUGUCAGCUUCGGUUCCCGUUUAGGAUGUACCAUUGGACGUCCUACAGGAUACAUUCGUCCUGGAUAUUACCACGAUUGGUUCGAAGAAAUUACUGGAAUCAAAUUUGACUGGGAAAGUUAUGAAUCUAAUAGUAUUAAAGGACAUGAACUGGCAGAGGAAUACUAA